CGUCAUGCGCCUCUUUCCCGCCCCAAAACAGACAAAUAGUCAGUCGGAUUUAUUCCAAUUACACGAGAUUUGGUAGCUGCCAAUAACUCGUAUAAAUCUGCCGUGAAAACAUGAAAAUUACGAAAAGUCAGGCUUGUCAGAUUCUUGGAGUUCCUGAUGGCGCUACUCUUGAUGAGAUCAGGUCUAGCUACAAGCAUCUUGCUAGAAAAUGGCAUCCAGAUAAACAAGAUGGAAGCAUCGGCAGUGAAGAAGCAACCAGGAAAUUCCAAGAAGUAUCUGCUGCAUAUAAAAAGCUUACAAGCAAUGAGAAAGAUUUUGAUGAAGACAGAAUGACUUUGUCAGAGAUGAUGGAGUUGUAUAGACAGUUCUUCUCGUAUGGAAACCAGAUGGGCCAGUGUAAUUGUCCCCACCAUCACCACCCAAUGUACAGGUUUAACGAGGAAAUGUCUGAUUAUGAUGAUUAUGAUUACACCGAUGAUGACGACAGCGAUGAAGAAUUCUGGGAAAGUAUCGCAAGUCGCCUUCGCAGUAAAUACGAAGCAAGGAAGUUUAUGCCAAAAGAUUCAACAGACACCCCUCGUUCUGGAAUCACCGAAGAGGAAGCUUUACGAAACGCACAAGAACUGAUAGAAGAGGAAGAAAUAGAAAAGCGACGAAAAGAAAAGAAAAAAGCCAAAAAGAAGAAGAAGAAGGAAAAGAAGAAGCAAAAAGAGAAGGAGAAAGACCAACCAGAUGAUAUUCAAAAGAAUGAUAUCAAUACAGAAAAAGCGAAUAUGAAUGGACCAGAUCUGAUUGCCGAGGAGAAGAAAAAGAAUGAGAAUUCCCACAUGCGUAUACCAAAUGGCUACCCGUCAACGUUGAAAAAUGAUGCAAAAAAUAAACCAUAUACAAAAAAUAAUAAAAAGCAUCAUGAAUACACAGAGCAAAUACAAAAGCCCGUGCAAAUAGUCCAAGAAGAUAUAAGACCAUCUUUAUCGAAGGAGAUGAGGGAAGAAAAGGGAAGAAUAGGAAAGGAAACAAAACCAUCAAAGAACAAGAAUGGAUCUGACGAAGAGGAGCAGUUUGAUGCAAGCAGCGCCUUCUUCGCUAGAGCUGCCAGUAAGGCUCCCCAAACCCAAACUGCACCUAUCCAACCGCCCCCAGCAAAGGACCAAAUCGAAACAAAACCUACCAAAAAAGAUACCACGAAAAAGAAUGUCAAAGAAAAGAUUAAAGAGGUUAAAAAAACUGUGAUUAAUAUGAAAGAACCGAAAGUGGAAGAACCAGUUGAAGAUCUAGCUGAAAAGGAAAAAGAUACGCCAAAAAUUAUACCAGAUGGUUAUAGUAAAGAGGGAAAUACGAAUUUAAAUGAUGUUAUAAUAAAAAGCAGAAAAUUGGCAGUUACAGGAAAUGAUUUUGCAGCAAACGGGGAGUAUUUGGAGGCGAUAAAAAUGUUUACAGAAGCAAUAUUAUUAGAUCCAACCGAUUUCAGGUUCUUUGGCAACAGGUCUUACUGUUACGAUCGUACUGGAAAGUUUGAAAAUGCACUGAAAGAUGCCGAAUCAGCAAUUGAUCUUGCAUCCCAGUGGCCAAAAGGAUUUUUUAGAAAAGGAAGAGCUCUAAUGGGGCUUGAGAGGUAUCAAGAGGCAGAGGCUGCGUUCCAGCAUGUUUUAACCUUGGAUGCCGAAUGUCCUGAUGCUCAGUUCGAGCUUGAAAAAGUCCGGGUUAGGAUUCUAACUGAUAUGGGGUUUCAACCUGCUCUGGCAAAAGACUCUGUUCGUAUCCACGGCACGGUGCAAGCUGCAUUAGAGGCACUCUUGGCAGGCAAUGUUGUACGUAGAAAUGAUGGUGAUGGAAAUGAAUCAAUCACAGAAGAAAAUUACACAAAAACCAACGGAGUUUCCCCGCCAGAAAUGAAGACAACUAUACUGGUGACGUCAGCAACGCAAUCAAAAAUAAAACAGAGAUGCACGGCAUUAUGGGUAGGCAAUGUGAAUUCUCUUUCGGUGACGGAAAAGCAGUUGAACCAGUUGUUCUCCAAAUAUGGAAAAUUGGUUAGCGUGCGAUUAUUACCGGAAAAGUACUGCGCGUUUAUUAAUUACCAGCUGCCAGAGGAUGCUGGGAAGGCAUUGGAAAAGUUACAGGGAUUUGAAUUAGGCGGACAGAACCUGCUGAUUCGGUACCCAAAUAAUCCUCCACCAGGAUCAAAUGUCGCUGUGAAUACCGUUAAAUCAAAUAAUACAACCCCAGCAGCUAAAAAGCCUGUUGAGAAAAAUACAGCGUCAAAAAUUACUGGUCCGGUGAAUGGCAACGAAUGCUAUUUCUGGAGAACAACCGGGUGUGUGUUUGAUGUACACUGCCGAUACAGACAUAUAUCUGAAAACAAGGGCGUGGACUUGUCAAAGGUACAGGCAAAAUAUGGUACCCAUCUUUAAACUCGCUGAAUAGAUUUUACAAAAGGAAUGAUAGCAGACUUUAAUAAGACAAAUUAGUACAACCGUUGGUUAUCAUCUGCGGAAUAAAUAGAGUAUUAAUGUUUCUA
Rhopilema esculentum is the source of this 2521-nucleotide messenger RNA. RefSeq lists its product as uncharacterized. Gene Ontology annotation, molecular function: protein binding; RNA binding; metal ion binding. NCBI's taxonomy places the organism in Eukaryota, Metazoa, Cnidaria, Scyphozoa, Rhizostomeae, Rhizostomatidae. The record is from RefSeq and is a predicted model, not a curated record.